AUGAGUCUGGAAGCGCAAUCCCGGGAUACCCAAGAAAGGACCUUUUGCAAAUGGUUGAAUACCAAGCUGGAAGCGAAUGGUUACCCACCUAUGACAUCUCUCGUGAAAGACUUAUCGGAUGGUGUUCGUCUCAUCCAACUUAUGGAAAUUAUGGGAGACACGUCUCUUGGUCGCUACAAUAAAGCACCUCGAAUCAAAGUGCAGAUGGCUGAGAAUGUGAACAAAGCACUGGAGUUUAUUACGUCCAGAGGAGUCAAGUUGACGAAUAUUGGACCAGAAGACAUCAUAGAAGGAAAUCUCAAACUCAUCCUCGGCAUGAUAUGGACGCUCAUCCUCCGAUUCACUAUUGCCGACAUCAGCGAAGAAGGUCUCUCAGCAAAGGAGGGCCUCCUCUUAUGGUGCCAACGCAAGACUGAGCCCUACAAAGAAGUCGAGGUACUCGACUUUUCAUGGAGCUGGUCGGAUGGUCUUGCUUUAUGUGCGCUUAUCCACUGCCAUCGCCCCGACCUUCUGGACUAUGAUAAAUUAGACAAGAGCGACAGACAUGGCAAUACGAGACUAGCUUUCAAAAUUGCUGCUGACCACCUGAACAUUCCACAGCUACUGGAAGUCGAAGAUUUGUGCGACUCGAAGCGACCAGAUGAAAAGAGUGUGAUGACCUACAUUGCCAGUUUCUUCCACGCUUUCUCUUCCAUGGACCAAGCGGAGACCGUUUCCCGACGUGUUGAAAAGUUCGCAGAACUUAUGCAGUCGGUUUGGCUCAGUCGAAAUGACUACGAACGCCGAGUCCAACUCCUCCUCACCGCCCUCUCGGAGGUGCAAUCGCAGUGGUCGAGCCAGGUGCUCACAGGGACAUACACUGAUGCCAAGCAGCAGUCCGCGGAUUUCACAACGUACAAGCACACGACAAAGCGGACGUGGGUCACAGAACGGCAGGACGUUACGACGUUGUUUGGGAAUGUACAGACGAAAUUGAGGACGUAUAGCUUGACGGAAUACAUUCCGCCUGAGGGCCUGGCGCUCGCGGAUCUCGAUCAAGCCUGGCAAGAACUGCUGGAGAGCGAGGCAAGGAGGUCAAGGGCUAUCAAUGCGGAAAUACGAAAGAUUAAGGAGGGUUUGAGGAUGGCGUUUGCUGACCUUGCUAAUGAUUUCGAACAACGGCUGCAUGCUAUAUCGUCCGAGUUGACGAAUAUUGAAGGUCCAUUGGAGAAUCAACAACAGCAAGCCAAGGAAAUUCAAACACGAAUACCUACACUCUCCGAGACACUGGAAGUCGUGAAACUGGCGGAGGCAGAUUGUUUCGCUGCAAACGUGGAGGAGAACGACCACACGGUGUUCACGUGUCAAGAUCUGGAGUUUGAGUUAGAGUUGGUGAUUCACAGCGUGGCGAAAAAGAUUGCCUUCAUUGAUAAUCAGAUCGUUUCAAGAAACCACACCAACCUGACUCCAGCCCAACUUGAACAGUUCGAGAGCACAUUCCGGUACUUUGACAAGGGAGAAACGAAUACCCUCAGCUUGGCGGAGACGGUAGCCGCCCUAGCAAGUUUGGGUAUCGUGUACUGCGAUGAGGAUAUGGAUUACAUCUACGACCAACUCAUCCAGGACUAUGGGGAUAUAACGUUCGAGGCGUUUAUCAAUCUUUUGGUUGACAUCACCGAAGACCAAACCUCAUCGGAUCAACUACGGGAGUCAUUCCGUGGAAUCGCGAAUGACAAGCCGUUUGUGACGGAGCUAGACCUACGGAUUGCACAUAUCCCGGCUGCUUCGAUUGAUUACCUACGCAAUGCAAUGCCAAAUUCCCUGAACGAGGCUGGGGAAAAGGAGUACGACUACGAGCGGUGGUUAGAUGAGGUCUUCACGUCGUAG
This is a messenger RNA of Laccaria bicolor S238N-H82, 1866 nucleotides long. RefSeq names its product actinin-like protein. Lineage: Eukaryota; Fungi; Basidiomycota; Agaricomycetes; Agaricales; Hydnangiaceae. Gene Ontology annotation, cellular component: actin filament bundle; plasma membrane; cell junction. Gene Ontology annotation, molecular function: calcium ion binding; actin lateral binding. The coding region runs from base 1 to 1866 and encodes 621 amino acids. Gene Ontology annotation, biological process: actin filament bundle assembly; actin cytoskeleton organization. The record is from RefSeq and is a predicted model, not a curated record. The transcript has 14 exons.